CAUCACUCGACUAGACCAUACCACAACGCCCUCCAUUACGCCUUUUGUGCUUGACAAUUGAGCACACGGCAGCCAUUCGCUUGCGCAUUGACAACUCUCGAGCGACUCUCUCAGGUCCGGCACAUGGAUUCCUCUCUGCAAGAGGUCUGGCAAGCUGCUGCAGGCAGUCCCUUUCUCCCCACUGUCGGCAAAGGUAGCCAAUUCCUGGUUGGAUUCGUGCUGCUGGCGAACGGGCUCGUGGCGACGGGAAUAUUUGCGCUGAAUCGCUCGUUGGUCAACCUCACGACGCUGGGUAUUCCAGCCUCGCUGGCGAUCGCAUUUGGAGUCGUUUAUAUGUUCUGUGCAGUCGGAGUCUACGUCUGAGAUACCCCGACCCUCAAGCACGCCGACCGGACACCUGUAUAUUAGUUGGAGACGAGAAAGAAGCGCCGCCGAGCCCAUUGUGAUCUGAUUUCUAGUUUGCCUCCUCUCAGCCCUGUGUUGCCAGUUAGGGCAGACCUUUGAUCGAACACUGUCAUGGCGCCGGAUGCGCCCCCGAUCCUGCGAGCUGUGGCCACGUCCACGCGGCCCAUGUACCAGCUUCUGAGAUGCAUCAACUUCGCGCCACGAGUCCAUGUCCAGAUUACAGAGGAAGGCAUACGAUUUGCGUCCGACCAUGCGCGUGUUAUGCAAGGCGUUGCUUUUCUGGACAAGGCCCUGUUCUCUUCGUACUCUGUCAAUCUUCCCCCAGCCGAGGAUGGGGAAGCACCGGAGCUCCCCAACUUCCAGAUAUCUCUGGCAUCAUUCCUCGAGGUCCUCCAGAUCUUUGGGGCUGUCGACGUGGCAACACGGGCGCAAAAGGCCGAAGCAGACCCGUAUCGGAGCAACCUGCGCAACUACAAGCCUGAUGCGUUUAGUAACCAGACUUUGGGCAUCUCUGGGACUUGCACCUUACUUUAUGGAGAGGAAGGGGAUCCGUUCAAAAUUACCAUCGAGGAGUCGGGCGUCAAGACCACGGCUGGCUUGAUGACUUACCUGCCCGAGGUGCCUGAAGAUAUCCCGUUUGACCGGACCGACCUCUCAUUCAAGAUCAUCAUGCAGUCGCGCACUCUUUUGGACUCACUGGCAGAGAUUUCUCCCACAUCGCCGGAGAGACUGACCAUCACCGCUGUCAAGACGACGCCUUAUCUGUCUCUGGCCGGGACCAGCGAUCUCGGUAGCUCUGGGGUGGACUUUGCGCGAGGCAGGGACUUGCUCGAGACAUUCAACAUUGCCAGCCGAUGGUCGCAGACAUUCAAAUUUGACUUUAUCAAGAGCUCGACCGAGGCGAUGCGCAUUGCGAGCAAGGUUAGUCUACGGGGUGAUGGGCAAGGGGUUUUGAGCUUGCAGUUCAUGGUCGACAUGGAAGGAGGAAAGCGAAGCUUUCUGGACUUUCGAUUCGUUCCGUUCAUGAUGCAUGAGGAGGAGGAGGGCGCGGGAGCUGAGGGGGAAGAGGAUUGA
Messenger RNA from Purpureocillium takamizusanense, 1479 nucleotides. It is a transcript of the gene rad1, whose product is annotated as Exodeoxyribonuclease III. NCBI's taxonomy places the organism in Eukaryota, Fungi, Ascomycota, Sordariomycetes, Hypocreales, Ophiocordycipitaceae. Gene Ontology annotation, biological process: DNA repair; DNA damage checkpoint signaling. Bases 517 to 1479 code for a protein of 320 amino acids. The record is from RefSeq and is a predicted model, not a curated record. The transcript is spliced from 4 exons. Gene Ontology annotation, cellular component: checkpoint clamp complex.